AUGGAACCACUCAACAUCGCCGUUGUUGGUCUGGGGAGAAUGGGCAAACGCCAUGUCCACACUCUGGUGUAUCGCGUCCCCCGCGCUCGUGUAGUGGCUGUAUGUACCACCGACAAGAAUGAGAUUGAAUGGGCAACGAACAAUGAAGAGUACAAGGACUUCGGUAUUCAAGUCUACAGCAACUAUGAUGAGAUGCUUGGCCACCGAGGUCUCCACGCUGUCUGGAUUUCGACCAGUACCGAUGUCCACGCAAGUCAGUCACUGGCCGCCAUUGCCAAGGGCAUUCAUACACUGUGCGAGAAGCCGUUGAGCACCGACCUUGCUGAGGCGCAAUAUGUGGUGGAGGCUGCUAAAUGUAACCCUUCCGUCAAGGUCAUGGCAGGCUUUUCUCGCAGAUUCGACGCCUCCUAUCGCGAUGCCGCGGAAAAGAUCUACCAGCAGGAGGCCAUCGGCAUUUUUGUCGACUGCGCUAUCCAUAACAUCGACCUCUCCCUUUGGUAUCUUGGCAACCCAGUCCCUAAAGCCUGCUGGGCGGCCGGAACUCUUCAGCACCAUCCGGAGUUGAAGGAUCUCUCCGACGUUGACAAUGUAGUCGGCGUUGUCGAGUUCAGGGGUGGAAAGAUUGCAUACUUCUAUUGCUCUCGCACCCAGGCGCAUGGACAUGACGUCUCCACUGAGAUCACCGAAACCAACGGCAAGUUGAUGGUCAACGUCAUUCCAAACCAAAACAACGUUGUCCUCGCCGACAAGCUCGGCAUGAAACAUGAAGUGCAGCCCGAGUACUGGCAGAGAUUCGAGGAUGCAUUUGCCCUGGAAGCCAACGAGAUUGUCGAAGCAAUUGUCAAAAAUAAAGAGCUUCCCUUGUCGCUUGGAACUGGUAUCACUGUGAUGAAGAUUGGCCAGGCCCUUCAGCAGGCUUUGUUGACUGGUGAAGUGACAAGAGUCAAUGAGAGUGGAGAAAGAUUAAACUAG
Messenger RNA from Penicillium arizonense, 972 nucleotides. RefSeq names its product Gfo/Idh/MocA family protein. Gene Ontology annotation, cellular component: cytoplasm. Gene Ontology annotation, biological process: NADPH regeneration. The transcript is spliced from 4 exons. Gene Ontology annotation, molecular function: oxidoreductase activity; nucleotide binding. NCBI's taxonomy places the organism in Eukaryota, Fungi, Ascomycota, Eurotiomycetes, Eurotiales, Aspergillaceae. The coding region runs from base 1 to 972 and encodes 323 amino acids. The record is from RefSeq and is a predicted model, not a curated record.